Molecule: messenger RNA, 2804 nt
Organism: Gasterosteus aculeatus aculeatus (three-spined stickleback)
Lineage: Eukaryota; Metazoa; Chordata; Actinopteri; Perciformes; Gasterosteidae
Gene: chrna3
Product: cholinergic receptor, nicotinic, alpha 3
Biological process (GO): monoatomic ion transmembrane transport
Cellular component (GO): postsynaptic membrane
Molecular function (GO): acetylcholine-gated monoatomic cation-selective channel activity; transmembrane signaling receptor activity
Source: RefSeq, a predicted model, not a curated record
UGCACUCCUCUGGCGUUUGCAGCGCAGCGCGCCUCCUCUCAGUGGCCGCGCGCACUCGCUGCGCCCCUCCGGAACAACGCACGCGCGCUCUCACUCCACACUUGUCUCCUGCUGCCCGCUGCGACGCGGCCGCUGACCCGGGAUACAACUUCAAUCGCUCCUUCCAAACAGGAUGAAAGCCGCGUAUUUUGUCUUCGUUGCGCUUCUGUUUCUUCUUCGACGAUGCUCCUGUUCAGACGCAGAGCACAAGCUCUUCUCUGUGAUCUUCUCCAGCUACAACCAGUACAUACGACCGGUGGAAAAUGUCACCGACCCAGUUGUUGUGCAGUUCGAGGUGUCCAUGUCACAGCUGGUCAAAGUGGAUGAAGUCAAUCAAAUCAUGGAGACAAAUCUGUGGCUGAGACAUAUCUGGAAUGACUACAAACUUAGAUGGAAUCCAAAGGAUUUUGGAGGCGUUGAUUUUAUCCGAGUGCCAUCCAACAGGAUAUGGAAACCAGACAUUGUGCUCUACAACAAUGCAGUUGGAGAUUUCCAGGUCGAUGACAAAACGAAGGCCCUCCUUCGUUUCAACGGUGAUGUCACUUGGAUCCCUCCUGCCAUAUUCAAGAGCUCAUGCAAGAUAGACGUAACUUACUUCCCCUUUGACUACCAAAACUGCACGAUGAAGUUCGGCUCCUGGACCUACGACAAGGCCAAAAUCGAUCUGGUGCUUAUUGGCUCAACCAUCAACCUCAAGGACUUCUGGGAAAGUGGCGAAUGGACGAUCAUUGAUGCCCCCGGUUACAAACACGACAUUAAGUACAACUGCUGCGAGGAAAUCUACACGGAUAUUACCUACUCUUUGUACAUCCGCCGUCUGCCACUCUUCUACACCAUCAACAUGAUCAUCCCUUGCCUCCUCAUCUCCUUCCUCACCGUACUUGUCUUCUACCUGCCAUCUGACUGCGGGGAGAAAAUCACUCUGUGCAUCUCUGUUCUCCUGUCUCUAACUGUCUUCCUCCUUGUCAUAACAGAGACCAUCCCCUCCACCUCGCUAGUCAUCCCCCUGAUUGGCGAGUACCUCCUCUUCACCAUGAUCUUCGUCACCCUCUCUAUUGUGAUCACUGUUUUCGUGUUGAACGUCCACUACCGCACACCCAAGACCCACACUAUGCCCUGUUGGGUGCGGACUGUGUUCCUGGGGCUGCUGCCCAGGGUGAUGUUCAUGACGAGGCCAGAGACGGACGCUGAGAGGGUGCUGGCGGCGGCCGGCGAUGUUCAGACGACGCAUUUGAGGCCCUGUGCCAUUCACCCGUCAGGUGCUCUGCAGAAGCAGCACAAACCUCAGGCCCCGCCCCCCCCCAGCGUGGUUUCCAGCCUGACAAACCGCCAACGGCUUUUCAACAACACAGAGCUCUCGGACCUCAAUAACUUGAGUGGAGACCCGGCCAAAGGUGCCGGCUCAGCGCUCUUGUGCUGUAAGGGACAUUGCAACUGCUGCUGGCGCCAGAGAUCCAGCAAACUGCCUGCAGACUCGGGGGGAGGCAGCGGGGGACUGGGCAGCAUGGGGGCGCUGAGUGGGGGCAGUGCUGUCGGGGGGGGGAGUCAUUGCUCCAGCUCCGAGUCCGUGGCAGGAGGAACAAUGUCCAUGUUGCCGCUGUCCCCUGAGGUCCAGGAGGCCAUCGAAAGUGUCAAAUACAUAGCAGAGAAUAUGAGACUUCAGAAUGAGGCGAAGGAGGUUCAGGAUGACUGGAAGUACGUUGCCAUGGUUAUCGACAGAAUCUUCCUCUGGGUUUUUGUCCUCGUGUGCAUCCUGGGAACAGCUGGCCUCUUCCUCCAGCCGUUAUUACUUUGGGAUGACAUCUGAAUAAGUUUGAUAAAGAAAAUAACUCAAUAUCCCGAUUUUAAUACUGCACAGCAGUUAUUAUUUAUAAGACUCGACACAGAGAGGGGAGACACAGAGCUGAUCGAAAGUCGAGGAGGAAACCUUUAGGUGAAUGUUUUAAAUAGAUGCUCUUUUUGGUUGAAGAAAGGCUCCCCAAGGCAGAAGCCACUGUUAAACGAUGGCAAAGACCACAGUGUUUAGUCAUUUAAUUGUUUUGCAGGAGAUAGCGAUCUACAAUGCUGCGCAAUAAAUAAAUAGUUAAUUGUUCUUAUUUUCUCUGGUUUAGGCAACAUUUAAAUUCUGUGAGAGUGUGAAAGACAACAGCAACCAUUUGUUGGAGAGGCAGUGAUCAACUCCAAUCAUUAUCACCUGCUGGUCAGCAGCUUUGCGUGCGGCUGUUUGUUUCUUGCAGCAGAGUAUCUUUGUCUGGACGUGCGCACACUUGUCCCCUUUUUAUGAAAAUAGUCAUUCAUGCCAAGGCCACAACAUUGUAGUGUCAAUAACUUUGAAGGGUAACUGAUUAGAAUUUGUGAACUUGAAGCAUCUCAUUUCAAAUUAAGGGUAUGUGUAUUCUCAAAAUGCAACCAUUGUGUCACCAGGAAACCCUGUGAUAUCUUCUUUAAAUGUUAAAUCCAGAUUGAGUGUGUUUAACAUUUAUUUUCACGUUUCUGAGGAGAAAGCAAUGUGGUGGACUGUGCUCAGAGAGUGCCACCAUGUGGCAAUGAAUCGGUAAUACAGUCUUUGUGUAAAGGGAUAUGUAGCUCAUUUUGACGUCCUCUCCGUUGUCACAUAUUCUGUUCUCUUCCAUUUUUCUACCUUUUGAAAAUUGUAUAAUUUCUUUAAAUUCCAUGAGCAAAUGGAAAAGCAUGUACAAAAAUAUUUUACUUCUGUCUUAACCAAAUAAUGUAACCAAAUAUUAAAAACAUGUUUUACAAAGGCA